Cooperia oncophora is the source of this 393-nucleotide messenger RNA. The record is from the annotation of a GenBank genome assembly. NCBI's taxonomy places the organism in Eukaryota, Metazoa, Nematoda, Chromadorea, Rhabditida, Trichostrongylidae.
GUCCUCUGGGCAUACUCCAUCUCCGACCUCCAACUUCAAUCGCAAGGAAAAGUUCGCGAAAACCCGCAGUGGUUCAAACUAGAGCAGGAUGUGAACACUUUCAACGAUCCGGACUUGCACGGAAUGGAGCAAGUGGCAGCUCUGGGAAUCACAAAAGCUCGAGAUCUUGCUCGCCUGUUCUCACUUAUGCUUAGUGGGGAGUUGUUCAGCAAGGAGCUCGUCCAGCAGUUCAAGAACCCUCAAAUCGCCUCCGGCUUGGACGAGAUUGUGAUGACACCACUGCCAAAAGGCUACGGUUUCCUGUACGAGCGACAUCCAACAACUGGGAAACGAUGGCUCGUUGGGCAUCCAGGAUUCGGAGGAAGUACAGUGAUGAUGGAUGUCGAUGAAGAG